AUGGACCCUCACAUCAAGGAUUCCAACAGCAUGCGGCCACGCGGGCCAACCGCCCGAACAAGAUGCGCCGUCUGCUUCGAAGAGUCCGGAUUACUUCUUUGCGGCGGCUGCAAGGUGGUCCAUUACUGCAGCAUUGAACAUCAGAUAGCCCACCGGUCAAUGCAUAAAGUGAGCUGUAAAGCCAUUAGGAAGACCCGAAAAACAUUUGAGCACGAAAAGUCGAAACUUCAAGCCCGAACCGAUUCAGCAUCUGACGCCCAAUCCAACUCAAAAGGUGUCGUUCAGACCGGCGUGGGAAACUUUUGGAGCACCGUUGAGACUCAGGAAUAUAUGGUUGCGCGCUUCGCUGCUGCCAACGCACUACUUCAGGUUGAUACGAAACUUGCGGUAGAGGGCGCUCUGGACCAUUUCAACGAAAUGAUUCGGUUGUGUGGAUGCGACGACCAAGAGGUUCGUGACAUUAUCCCCCACCUACUACUUCGACUUGGGCGGGAGCAGGAGUGCUACAACUUUCUGAAGUGGUGGGCUACAACUGAAAACCCGUGGAAAAUUACGACACCAUAUCUACAUCUUCCCGAGGCUGACCCUCUCGAAUCUGUGGAGAUAUUCUCCUCAAAGGAAACCAGUGUUAGUCAUCUCGUGGCCUUGACACUCCUGAAGAUGCGUCUUUUUCUAGAUAUGGACGCAUGCUCGACUUUUAUCGCCGAUCUUGAUCCCCCGUUUGAUCCUUUCGAUCUUUACGACGACAAAGAUAGACCGCGUCCUGGGCGUUGUGUUCGAAAUAAAAUAAAAGAGAUGAAUAGGUCCUACUUGGAACAAACGGCUCAGAUGUUGCGGGAUCAAUAUCUCACACUCUGCAACCGGGUCCACAAUGCUAACUCCUACAUCUGGAGAGCUUUGGUCGAUGGAAACGUUCCAUCAACUCGGCGAUGUUAUAGAAGAGGUUCCAAAGAAGAGGCAAAUUUAGUCAUUUAUCAGUGCCAUCAUGCUUGGAUUGAGUCUGGGAAGGCAAUGAUGCUGAUUGAUUCACACACCGCAGCUUUUACCACUGCGAACCCGGAUCAAGCCACAGCUGCUAGUGGAAGAGACACAUCAUCCGCAUCGCCAGGAAACCGACCAUUCCAGAUAUGGCGCAAGGAGCGAGGAACGGGAAAAGUCUUGCCAUUUAAGUUCCAGUCUACCUAUUCUCCUAGUGAACUUUUCAGGCCGACAGUUACGGCAGGUAGCGACGUUGCCCGGUUUGUUCAUCACAAUGACCCAACACAGGUGUUGGUAUUCGUCGGCGGUGCCUGUUCAAAGUACGGACAGCAAAAGCCCCGAGCUGGAUGGGCAGUAGUUUUCGGACUCCCAAUUAAUAAAGGAAAAAAUAACGACUCCUAUUUUGUGUCAGGGCGACUUGAGGACAAAGGUCCGUUUGGGGACAGCUACACAGGGACCAGUAACCGAGCUGAAUUACGUGCGGCUGUUGCUGCCCUUCGUCUCUGUGACUGGCAGGCUGAGGGCUACAAAAACCUUAUCAUCGCAACCGAAUCUUCAUACGUGGCGGGCGGUGCCACAGAGUGGGCAAAAAGUUGGGCGCGGAAAGAAUGGAAAAGCAGUAUCUGUGGCGACGUCAAACACAGAGAUCUUUGGGAGCUGGUCCUCGGCCAGGUGGAGAGAUGGGACGACAUGGGGCUUGCCGUUGAGUUUUGGGAGAUUCCCAGAGAGCUAAACCAAGAAGCUUACAGGGCUGCCAAACGCAUCACGCGGACCGGAUCUGCGGUAGACGAGUUUGAAGAUUUCACGCUUAGUUCUGGGCAGUCCCGUAUUGCUCGUCAACUGCCUGCCUCAUGCAACCAAAAGGAAAAUCGUGUUGAGAACAGGGAUCAAUCGACGUCUUAG
Molecule: messenger RNA, 1881 nt
Organism: Clonostachys rhizophaga
Lineage: Eukaryota; Fungi; Ascomycota; Sordariomycetes; Hypocreales; Bionectriaceae
Source: the annotation of a GenBank genome assembly